Periophthalmus magnuspinnatus is the source of this 1419-nucleotide messenger RNA. RefSeq lists its product as uncharacterized. Bases 134 to 1261 code for a protein of 375 amino acids. The transcript is spliced from 12 exons. Gene Ontology annotation, molecular function: double-stranded RNA binding; single-stranded RNA binding. Gene Ontology annotation, cellular component: precatalytic spliceosome. The record is from RefSeq and is a predicted model, not a curated record. NCBI's taxonomy places the organism in Eukaryota, Metazoa, Chordata, Actinopteri, Gobiiformes, Gobiidae.
UGUGUUGUUUCGUUUCUCCGCAGUGGUCGACGCCGCAGUUCUUGUGAGGACUCGCAUCUAUUAUAAUAAUAAUUUGAGAUUGAGUUUCUAUUUCAUUUCUGGUGUCUGGUGCCUAUUUACAUAAAUAACAGUGAUGGACCCAAUGAGUGCACAAGCCUACGCUCCCCAGGCUGCCAAAAGGAAGUUCCCAUUCGGGCAGCCACAAAACCAAGGGAAGAGGGGCAAAGCCCCAAAUAGACAGCCGCUGCAGCAUUCUGAUGAGAUCGUUUAUACAAAAGGAAGCACCAUUCAUAGCAUGCCGUCGCUUGGCAAACGGUUGAAAGAACUCACUGGUGUCUCUGUAAUUGGUCUUCAGUAUGUGUGGGAGUAUCGCAGUCCCAGCAAGUCCCUUCCACCACAUUACCACUGCAAAUUGUGCAAUGUAAUUCAAGUGCAGACUCAUAUGUUUGAGCAUAUCAAAGGAUGGAAGCACUCCUUUAGAUAUAUAAAAAAGGUACACCCUGACAAGGUUCCUUUUGAAGAGGAGGCUGUCCAUAAAGACCAAACUCUAAAACAGACUAUUAAAGACAAUGCAGUGGAGAUUGAGAACACAGAGGGCAGGGGACAGCUCAAGGUUAUCCUGAAGGAACCUUCUGAUGUACCAGCAUUCAAGGGUUUUUAUUCAGCCAAUCCUGGGACUGCUUCAACACCAGCCAAAACUACAUCAUUUGGUCCAAAACUGCCAAGAGGUGGCUAUAGAAUGGAAGGCUUUGGAGGGUACCCGUCAUUACAGGCUCCUCCUCUUGAUUACACUAUGGACCACUUUCAUGAUAUGGGUCAUGACCAAAUGGGAGACGAAUAUGGAGCUGGUGAUUUUGAUGGUUACGAACCCUCCAGUGACUAUACUGAUGAGUACAGAGAUAGACAUAUGGACAGGCCCCUAACAAGACCCUCACAGAGACCACUACCGAGGCCAAUGAACCCUACUUUGCCACCACCUCGAAGACCUGCCAAUUCAAAUGGCGGGGAUCUCUCUGGAACAUUACUCAGUUACCUGGAUACCUUCAAAAUCGAGAAUGAGGGUGAUGCCCAGCUGGUGUUAAAAGUGACCCAAAAGUUAACAGAUGUGCUGAUGGAAUACAGACUCAGACGUGUCGAGGGUCCUACUGUGCCUUCAGUGUUUCCACCCUCAGCACCCACAAUACCAAGCCGCAGUGAACAAUAUACUGGAUAUCAAAGUUUGUCCAGGUAUAGUGAUGCUCCAUCCCGGUACUACAACUGACAAUCUACAGAUGAACAUUGUCUCUCAAAGAUAAAUUCUUGUUUUUAGGUGUCCUUUUUUUUUGUAGAUGUUCAAGUUUCAAACUAUCCCCGUGAUAAAAUGUUAUGCAUAUUUUGACUCAUCUUUGAGCAGUGUUUUAUUAAAGAGAGAAAAGGUUG